AUGGAUGAAAAAUCGAUUGGAGCAAUCUCUCUGCAAGGGCCCACCUGUUGGAAAGGGUACAUCGAUAACGCAGCAAAUCAAAAGGGCUCUGGGGUGGGACUAGUACUGAUUUCCCCCGAGGGGAUUACCAUUGAAAAAUCGCUGAGACUAGGCUUCUCGACCACGAAUAACGAGGCAGAAUAUGAAGCCCUGCUGGAAGGAAUGGUCAUGGUCGAGAAAUUGGGCGGGAAGUCCGUAAACAUGUUCUCGGACUCAAGACUUAUUGUGGGUCAAGUAAAUGGUGAAUUAGAGGCAAGGGAUGAAAGAAUGCAAGAGUACCUAGACCAAGCUAAACGCCUGCGGUCAUUUUUUGAUCCUUUUAGCCUACUACACAUAUCCAAAAGCGGAAACACCAAUGCCGAUUCUUUGGCCAUGCUGGCCACCUCCUCAGCUUAA
Messenger RNA from Quercus robur (English oak), 435 nucleotides. RefSeq lists its product as uncharacterized. The record is from RefSeq and is a predicted model, not a curated record. The transcript has a single exon. Gene Ontology annotation, molecular function: RNA-DNA hybrid ribonuclease activity; nucleic acid binding. The coding region runs from base 1 to 435 and encodes 144 amino acids. NCBI's taxonomy places the organism in Eukaryota, Viridiplantae, Streptophyta, Magnoliopsida, Fagales, Fagaceae.